UGAUGCCACAAGUUGCUUUUGUUAACUUCAGUUUAGCGAUCAUGUUAAGAGACGGUUUGGAUCUUAUGUUCAGGUAAUCAGAAACGUGGGAUCAUGCUAAUGCAUGUGAUUUGGACAUUAAAGUUGUCUUACUUCACUUUGUUACAUUUCAUCAUACACAAAGGUACUAGUAUUGAACUGUGUUGGAAUGUCAGAGUACAGCCACCAGCAGUCAUAUUGGGCAUGAGCAGUUCCAUUACAGGCUCCUGCAUAAUUGAAAGACAGGAGUACUGUCUCAAUCGCAUGUCUAAUGCUAGUGAGAUUAUAUGGAAACUUGAUGGUGAAGAAAUUGCAAAGAAUCAGUAUAAUAGUUUGAAUGGGACCUCAUAUGUGACUAUCCCUAACUUUAACAAGACUCGGGGAGUAUUGGCCUGCUAUGUGGUCCUACAUGGAUCUCAACAACUAGUUGGUCAAGCUUCAAUCCAAGCUGGAUAUCCACCUUCAAAGCCCACUGAUUUAGUUUGCAUAACAAAUGUCUCAUCAUUGAUAACAAUGACUUGCAAAUGGACUCCAGGAAAUAACACUUACCUUCCUACUACCUACAAACUACAGAGGGCCAGGUUAGUGAGCUUACUGGGAACUCUUGAAAGUCUAAACGACUGCAUAGCAGAAGCUGAGAAGAACUACUGUACACUCAAGCGUGAGUUUCUCAUUCUGUACCAGUCUGUCUACACAUGGGUGUCUGCAACAAAUGCUUUGGGGUCUGUGCAAUCUGAUAGAAAACAGUUGGAUCCAAUGGAUGUAGUCAAACUAGAUGCCCCUAUAAUAAGUGAAGCAAAUUCAUCACAAGCAGGCUGCAUACAAGUAAAACAGCAGGAGCGGGUGUCCUGGCUUAAACAGAGGUGUGAACUACGCUACAAGUUAACAGGAAGACAGGAAUGGCAUUUGGCCGAAUCCAGUACUGCUGAGACAUUCCCAGCAAUUGAGUUGUGUGGUCUGCACAGUGGAAUGAAGUAUCUUGUCCAGACCCGGUGCAUAAAAAAGUCAGGAUUGGGAUACUGGAGCGAAUGGAGCACUGAGAAGAAUGUUACAGUCCUUGAAAAAGCUCCAACAGGAAAAUUAAACACUUUUUGGAAAGAAACUGUCAACAAGCUAAAAGAAGAGAAGGAAAUAUGGCUGCUGUGGAAGCCAAUGGAAAUCUUAGAAGCAAAUGGUGAGAUACAGAAGUACCUUGUCUACAUACCUAAGAAAAAUGAUGAAGACACAGAGACUGUGCUGUGUAGCACAGCAAACACAAACUGCACUUUUUUUGUGCAUGUUAGUGUGCAAAGAGUAUAUAUCAAAGCAAUUAAUUCAGCAGGAGAGUCACCAGCAACAGAAGUACUUCUCUGUAAGAUAUCAGGUCGUCCUCUGCGUAACAUUCAGGUUUCGCCUAAAGAUGACUACACUCUUUUGCUUACUUGGCAAGUGCCAAGGUUUCCAGUGACUUACUACAUUAUUGAGUGGUUUAUGCUGCCCAACAAAAUGCCACGCGAGAUUACUUGGCAACUAGCCAUGUACAAUGACACACAAGCAUUGCUGCAAGAAAAUAUCAAACCUCUUACGAGAUAUAAUAUAUCACUUUACCCUCUCUACAAAGAUGGACUUGGGGAUCCUGUAUCAACUAAAGUAUAUUCCCGACAAGGUGCUCCAUCCAAAGCCCCAGAGCUUAAAGCUAAAAAUAUGAAGAAGUCACAAGUGGAACUAAUAUGGGACAAUAUACCUGAAGAUGAAUGUAAUGGCUUCCUCAAGAGCUACACUGUCAUUUGGAAUGAUAUGAAAGGCAACUCCAUAAGUGCAGUCAUUGAUGCCUCAGAAAAUUCAUAUGUUGUCAAGAAUCUUGAUGCUUACAGCCAGUACUACAUAUUAAUAACAGCGACAACAGAUGCUGGGAGUAUCAAUGGCACUGUCCUGACUAUAAACACUCCAUAUUUUGGUGAUGGAGAUCUUAUAUCACUUGUGUUGCCCUGCUGCUUGAUUCUCUUUCUAGUCUCAGUUGUGAUAACACUAAUGUGCUACAACUGUAACACGGUAAAGACACAUUUCUGGCCCACUGUUCCUGAUCCAUCAAACAGCAGUCUCAGAAAAUGGAUGCCCAGUCAGUUUCAUGAGGAGAAAAAACAAAUGUCCGAAGUAUUAGAUCCUAGUAUUGCUUUGCUUGAAAGUAAUAAUGAUACCAAGUUAUCACAUGCUGAAGUAAUGGAAAAAAGUGAAGAUCACUCACCAAAGCAUUGUGCAAGCUCAAAACAUUCAUUUCCAGAAUCUUUACCCUAUGGAACCAGUUCUAUUACAAAAAAGCCAAGGUCCUAUGUGAAUACCGAUAGGACAGUUGAGUAUGCUACUGUGACUGUGGACAGUUACAGAGUACAGACACCGCCACCACCUCCUUAUUCAAGGUCCAACUCAUUGCAGCCUCUUCUGAAUGACUUGCCCCCAAGUCCUAAGCCAUAUGAAAAUAUGUGGUUUCAAAUUUUUUCAGAUCAAGAUACCUGCUUUCAGAAGGCCCAUAAGACUGUGAGGGCGAAUGACGAGUCAGCUUGGAAGACUUUCCCACUUCUUUGGGAGCUGCAGAUUGAAGGGAAUGAUGACCAAGACAUUACACAUGGCAUUUCAGCUUAUCCAGGGACUCGUUUUUCAGAUAGUCAACCUGUGGCUCAAAACAUUUUUGUUUCUCACUCCAGCAACUGAGGACAGAAUACAUAUAACAGAAAGACUAUGACUUUAGACUGGUAUCUUGCUAAAACGUUUAAAAAAAAGGUAGAAAAAAAUAUUAUUUUAAAUCUGAGCAGCUGAUUAUUUUUUUCAUAUAGGCUGUCUUUACUGUAAUUUUCAGCAUGGAGCAAUAAUAGUAAGAAAAACUAUAUUUUUCAUAAGAGUGUCUUAUACUAUGGAUGUUCUCACGCACACUGAUGUGGUUGAUAUCAUAAUGCCAUUAACUGAAGAUUUUAAAUAUACUUCUAUACGUUUAUCCCCAAUAUAGUGUUGGAAUGUAUUUUAGUGUAUCUUAUAGAAAGAAAUGUAUCAGUAUGCUACCUUUAUGUGUUUUUUGCAUGUUUAUUUUAUAUUGCAUCUUGAAAUGUGAAUAAUAAAUGUGUUUCUUAAAGGUAUUACUCAGCUAAUUAGAUGCUUAAUGCAGCAUAAUAAGUCAUAUUAUUUCACAACAUGUAUGCUUUUUGGAGGCCAUGCCCCUUAUUUAUUCUUAUUACUUUCACUUCUAGUUAUUUUGCAGCAUUUCAAAGAACUGUUUAAAAUCAUUUCUACAAAGUGAAUCUAUUCUAUCAUUUCUUACAUCAGCCAUGAAAAGAAUUUCUGAACAGAAAUGUUAUGUCAUCCUAAAAUACCUUGCAUCACUAUAAAUCUUUCCUUCACACACGUCUCCAAUUAGUGUCUUUAUUUAGCAACAGGUAGAGCCUCUCUCCCCUCCAUUACCUGCAACUGUUACGGCAUUUUAGUGUGAUAUAUCAACAAGCUCAGCCAGUCAUGUUUUUUCUACUUAAAUCAUUAGCUGCCUAUCCAGAAUGUAUCCCCGUACAUCAUGCUAGAUGCUACACUCACUUUCACGGGGAGUUAAUAUUUACUGUCUCUAAUUUACUCCUGUCUCCAUCUUACAAUGAGAAAGGCAACUGAAACAGUCUUUUUCUUCUGAGUGUAAUAGAGGUCUGUUUUAAUGUAACUCACCUAUUUGGCUCCUCUGGGGAGUUCAUAAAAGCCCCUCUAUAUAGUAUCACAGAAGCAGUGCAGAGGACAUACAGUCCACAGUACUGAAAGCUGAGAACUUUAUGGAGGAAAUUGUACACCUAUUAACUACUAACCUGUAGUAACCUGUUCUUCAGCAAUUGGGCAUUUACAAGUAUACAAGGGCUUUGUGAUACACAAAGAUUGGGAAUGUAGAAGAUAAUAAACUGAACAUACAGUGGUAAAUCUAAUUGAAGUGAACCACAUAGACAUUUUACAUUUUAUAAACAGCCAAUACAUUAGAAUGUAGAACAGCUUACUGUAAAAGCUGAACACUUGUGGUAUGUUCAGCACAAGCCAACUCAGCACUAACCAGUUUUCAAAGGGCUAGAGUGUCCAGUAACAGCAAUUGACAGUAACAGUAUGACAUAACACUCAAUGGGAGACUAAGGGUCAUAGCAAUGGCAACUUUAGCUCAGUGUGUGCCAUCUCCGUCAUAAUUUCAUUGAUUAAAAUAUUAUGUCUUCUUUUUUUCUUCGAGAGAAAAAUUGCACAGGACACUAAGGAUAAUCACAAGGCUUUCUUUAGUUAUGU
Messenger RNA from Protopterus annectens (West African lungfish), 4287 nucleotides. RefSeq names its product colony stimulating factor 3 receptor (gene CSF3R). The transcript has 16 exons. Bases 94 to 2706 code for a protein of 870 amino acids. Gene Ontology annotation, cellular component: signaling receptor complex; external side of plasma membrane; membrane. The record is from RefSeq and is a predicted model, not a curated record. Gene Ontology annotation, molecular function: cytokine receptor activity; granulocyte colony-stimulating factor binding. NCBI's taxonomy places the organism in Eukaryota, Metazoa, Chordata, Ceratodontiformes, Protopteridae. Gene Ontology annotation, biological process: cytokine-mediated signaling pathway.